Aspergillus terreus NIH2624 is the source of this 3171-nucleotide messenger RNA. RefSeq names its product TPR domain protein. Gene Ontology annotation, molecular function: protein binding. The record is from RefSeq and is a predicted model, not a curated record. NCBI's taxonomy places the organism in Eukaryota, Fungi, Ascomycota, Eurotiomycetes, Eurotiales, Aspergillaceae. Gene Ontology annotation, cellular component: intracellular anatomical structure. The transcript has 5 exons. The coding region runs from base 1 to 3171 and encodes 1056 amino acids.
AUGGCUCAUUUAGAUGGUCAAUCGGAUCCAUCCGGUGAUACAUAUUACAACCUGGGCUCCUAUCAUCGCGACGUGAGCACGAAUAGUCUCGAAGCUCAGACGUGGUUCAACCGAGGCCUCAUCUGGACCUACGCCUUCAACCAUGAAGAAGCAGCAGAGUGUUUCCAGAAAGCCAUCACUCACGAUGCCAACUGCGCUAUGGCCUUCUGGGGACUCGCAUAUACCCUCGGCCCUAACUACAACAAACCGUGGCAGUUCUUUGAGCAGCGCGAGCUGGAGACAACCGUACAACGCACAUAUCAAGCAGUUCAAAGCGCCAGGAACAACACUGCCACAGCUACGCCCGUGGAAACGAUGCUGAUAGCGGCUCUGCAACACCGGUACCCACACAAUCAACCAUCCUCAGACUUAUCCAUGCGGAAUGUAUCCUACGCCAACGCCAUGUCCUCCGUCUACAGACAGUUCCAGAACGACCUCGACGUGGCCGCGCUCUACGCCGAUGCCCUCAUGAAUCUCACCCCGUGGGAGCUCUGGGACAUCAAAACCGGCCAACCAGCCGCCAACGCACGCACUCUGGAAAUCAAGGCCGUGCUGGACCGCGCCCUCGCUCAACCCGGAGGGCUGCGCCACCCCGGCCUGCUCCAUCUCUACAUCCACCUAAUGGAGAUGUCCGGCGCCCCCGAAACCGCCCUCACAGUCGCCGACCACCUGCGCGGCCUCGUACCCGACGCAGGCCAUCUCAACCACAUGCCCACGCACCUGGACAUCCUCUGCGGGGACUACCGCGCGGCAAUGGCCUCCAACCUGGACGCUAUCCGCGCCGACGAACGCUUCGUCGCGCGCGCCGGCCCCGUCAACUUCUACACCCUCUACCGCUCGCACAACUAUCAUUUCCGCAUCUACGCCGCCAUGUUCGCCGGCCGCGCGCGCGUCGCCCUCGACACCGCCGCCGAGCUGGAAGCCUCCAUCCCGGAGGAGCUACUGCGCGUGGAGUCCCCGCCCAUGGCGGACUGGCUGGAGGGGUUCCUCGCGAUGCGCGUGCACGUGCUGAUUCGGUUUGGACGGUGGCAGGAGAUCCUCACGCUGCAGCUGCCACAGGAUGCGACACUGUACGCCGUCACGACGGCGAUGAUUCACUACGCGAAGGGCGUUGCGCUAGCCGCGACGGGUGCCGUGGAGCCGGCGGAGGAUGAACAGCGAGAAUUCCGCAAGGCCGCUGCGGCGGUGCCCGCCUCGCGCAUGCUGUUUAACAAUCGCUGCGUGGAUAUCCUCGCCGUUGCGGGCGCCAUGCUGGACGGCGAACUGGAGUAUCGGCGCGGAGAAGCGGAGACAGCGUUUGCGCAUCUGCGGCGGGCGAUCGAGCUGGACGAUGGUCUGCCGUAUGAUGAGCCGUGGGGGUGGAUGCAGCCGACUCGCCAUGCGUAUGGGGCGUUGCUGCUGGAGCAGGGGAGGGUUGAGGAGGCGGCGGCGGUGUAUCGGGCGGAUUUGGGGCUGGACGCGACGCUUCCGCGGCCAUUGCAGCAUCCGAAUAAUGGACCGCCGUUUGUGCAACUCCCACCAUCUCAUUUGACCAUCACCAUUGCAAUGAGACUCUUCGCAUGGAUAGAACACCUAUGGGGUAUCCAAGUCGCAUGGGCUCUCUCAGAGCCAGGUGCUUUUGCGCAACGAUGUCGCUCUUUUCUCGCAGGCCACCUCGCCAAUUCUCAGCGUCCAACGGUGGACUUUGUCGCUGCAGGAACAAACCUGACAUUCUACGGCACCAACACAACCUGCGAUCAUGUAGCGAUCACUCUCCCUACUGAUCUCUGUCGGGUCGCACUGUCUGUUCCCACAUCGACCCGGUCAGGCGUGGACGUCGAACUGUGGUUUCCCAGCAACUGGACCGGUCGAUUUCUGCAGACGGGCAAUGGGGGGAUCGAUGGAUGUAUCCGAUACGAGGACCUGGCCUACGGCGUCUCCAACGGGUUCGCGACAGCGGGGUCCAACAACGGCCACGACGGCAAGACCGCAGCCGCGUUGUACCAGAACGACGAGGUCACCAUCGAUUUUGCCUGGAGAGCUCUUCGCGCGAGCGUAGUCGUGGGCAAAAACCUCGUCGAAUCGUUCUACAACAAACCCCACAGCAAGGCUUACUACAUGGGCUGCUCCCUGGGCGGCCGCCAGGGCAUCGACGCCGCAGCCCGAUUCCCCGACGACUUUGACGGGAUUCUCGUCGGCGCGCCGGCCGUCGACUUCAACAACAUGACAUCCUGGCGAGCGAGUUUCUUCCCCAUCACCGGAAGGCCUGGGUCUCCGCAGUUCCUCACUAAAGCGCAGUGGGCACUGGUGCACCGCGAAGUGCUCAGGCAAUGCGAUGGGAUUGAUGGCGUCGAGGACGGAACCAUCAGCGACCCGACGUUGUGUCAGUUCCAGGCGGAUCGUCUGCGCUGUGUCGCCGGCCGCGUCGAUGGAUGUCUGAGCACUGCGCAGGUCGAGACCGUCCGCAGGGUGUUGGGUCCGCUGGUAGACGAGGACGGCCAGCUUAUCUUCCCGGCUAUGCAGCCUGGUAGUGAGAUCGCCGCGGCGGAGGGACUGUACUCUGGUACGCCGUGGCUGUAUUCUACCGAAUGGUUCAAAUACGUCAUCUACAAUCCCACCUGGGACCCCGCCAGCUUCACCGUCCACGACGCCUACGUCGCCGACGCGCGGAACCCAGGCGCCAUCCGCACCUGGCCGAGCGAUCUGUCCGCGUUCCGCCGCCGGGGCGGGAAACUCAUCCUCUACCAUGGCCAGCAAGACGAGAAAAUCACCAGCUUCAAUUCCCAGCGCUUCUACGAUCACCUGUCCGUUGCCAUGGGGCUGUCCUCCGCGGCCAUGGAUGGCUUCCUGCGCUUCUUCCGCGUGCCGGGGAUGGGCCAUUGCUCCGGGGGACCUGGGGCCUGGUGCUUUGGACAGAUGGGCGGGGCGAGCGCGCAGGGCGUGCCGUUUGAAAGAGAGACGAAUGCGCUGGCGGCGUUGGUGGCGUGGGUGGAGGAGGAUGGGCCUGGCCCGGACACGGUCCUGGGGAGGAAGUUUGUGGACGACCGGGUGGACCUGGGGGUUGAGAAGGAGAGGGCUCAUUGUCGGUAUCCGCUACGGAGUAUGUAUGCGGGUGGCAAUGCCUCGCUGGCGGGGAGCUGGAGGUGCAUGUAG